Phanerochaete carnosa HHB-10118-sp is the source of this 850-nucleotide messenger RNA. RefSeq lists its product as uncharacterized. Gene Ontology annotation, cellular component: cytoplasm; nucleus. Gene Ontology annotation, molecular function: protein binding. NCBI's taxonomy places the organism in Eukaryota, Fungi, Basidiomycota, Agaricomycetes, Polyporales, Phanerochaetaceae. The transcript is spliced from 6 exons. Bases 61 to 783 code for a protein of 240 amino acids. The record is from RefSeq and is a predicted model, not a curated record.
GCUAAAGCGCCACAAUUCUUCGAUCAUUGUUGACUGGACCCAUCUUCACGGGACACCAUCAUGCCCGUGCCCACUCGAGUGCAACAGGAGAAAAAUAUCUGGGUCGCCGCCGGCGAUGGAGACCUCGCACGGGUGCAAGCACUUGUUCAGCAAGGCAACUCCCCCAAUAUUCCAGAUUCCAACACCUACACGCCGAUGCAUGCAGCGGCCUCGUAUGGCCAGCUGCACGUACUCGACUACUUAAUCUCCCAAGGCGGCGACGUGAACAUCACCGACGAAGACGGCGACACACCGCUGUACGUGGUAGAAAACGUGGAGACUGCACGUUACUUGGUAGAACGCGGAGCCGAAAUUCAUCACCACAACCAUGAAGGUCUCACGCCUGCUGGUUGCUUAGCAGAAGACUCCCCAGAGGUAGCUGCCUACCUCGAGUCCGUUUCACCUACUCCUGCUGGGGGCGAGGCUGCCUCGCAUGUGCCAGCUCAGCAAAUCUCUGGCAUGCCUUCGCAACAUGCACAAGAACAGGCGUCGGAAGCUCUAACUUCCAGCCUCAUGAACUCGGUGCAGGAUAUUAUGGAGAGGGCGCAGCGAGAAGGCCGCGACCCUGACGCCGAGUUACGAGAAGUCGUCAGUAGAGCAGUCAUGCAAGGGAUGGUGACAGGCUACGACAUGAGCCAAGAUGCUCAGGACGGCGAACGGCGAGCUGGUGCGGAAGACGAUGCGAACGGACAAGGCGUGAACGGCGCGAAGCGGUCGCGAACGGACGAGGGCCCUUCGUCAUGAUGGUCUGACCAUGUGGUUUUCAUGUAGAGAAAAGAAAAGAUUUUUUUUCGACGUGUGCAUUCUACUC